AUUAUUUGUGUAACGAGACAAAAUGAGAGCGUUCACAUUUGCAAUUGUUGGCUUGAUGGUUGUGCUUGGAACCAGUGCACAAAGUUUGCAAGACCAAUGUAGGGGAAUUGAAUACGAUUUGAUCCCUCACCCGGCUGAUAAGAAGAAGUUCAUAGUGUGCGUCUUCGAAGUCCCAGAAGAGCGCACGUGUGCAAAUGAUCAUUGUUUUGAUCCUAAAUUGAAAAGCUGCUCCGAGAUUGCUUGCAAUCCGAUUGUGCCCAGUGACAAAGCGGUCGCAGUUGCGUAUUGCCAUGACUUGGGCCCAGCAGAGAGGAUACCUUCGGUGGAUUGCUCCCACUUCUGGAUAUGUUUGGGCGACUUGGAUCCCGUUUAUGUGGCAUGCCCGGAUGGCAAACACUACUCACGUUCUGAGCAGGCUUGCAUCUCGCCACCGCUGGCCAAGUGCACCACCCACGAGAAACUGUGCGCCUUCCCCGAGACCGCCUUCUAUCCUGCCGAGAACUGUAAUGAGUACUACGCAUGCGACAAAAAGAAUCUGGUGAAGCACACCUGUCUCUACGGUCAGGCCUACAGUGCGGAGAGCACAUCGUGCGUCCCGGACUUCGAUCACUCCUGUGCCGCUCCCACAAAACCAGAUUGCCAGAAUCCGGCCAACGCUGAUGCCUACUUCUCGCAUAGCGACUGCUCCAAGUUCUACGUUUGCAUUCAGACCCAAGUCUACGAGGGAAAGUGCGCCAAUGGCUUCGGAUUUGACAGACAGAGUUCGAAUUGUAUGCCGGGCAUCUGUAAUGCUUAGAUUCUAAAAUUAAA
Drosophila grimshawi is the source of this 810-nucleotide messenger RNA. RefSeq lists its product as uncharacterized. The coding region runs from base 23 to 796 and encodes 257 amino acids. Gene Ontology annotation, molecular function: chitin binding. The transcript is spliced from 3 exons. The record is from RefSeq and is a predicted model, not a curated record. Lineage: Eukaryota; Metazoa; Arthropoda; Insecta; Diptera; Drosophilidae. Gene Ontology annotation, cellular component: extracellular region.